Molecule: messenger RNA, 8062 nt
Organism: Varanus komodoensis (Komodo dragon)
Lineage: Eukaryota; Metazoa; Chordata; Lepidosauria; Squamata; Varanidae
Gene: SREK1
Product: splicing regulatory glutamic acid and lysine rich protein 1
Exons: 14
Coding region: 4369-6147 (592 amino acids)
Cellular component (GO): nucleoplasm; ribonucleoprotein complex; cytosol
Molecular function (GO): mRNA binding
Source: RefSeq, a predicted model, not a curated record
CAACGCUCCACUCGCUUUUUCCUCCAAAAGCUCUGAUAGUUGUGCCCUGUGCAGAAGAUGACUAGACUGGCCAAGGCAGACCUGUUACACUUGCCUGAAUUAGGCAUUGUUUGCCAUGCCACUAAACCUGCCGCCAAGUGACAACUUCAUGGGGGAAAUGAGAGCGGAGUCUGGCCUGCAGAAGAUGGACGCCCUGUCUCUGUUUUUAUUGUUUUAUUUUGCUUUCUUUUCUUUUUUCUUCUUUAUUUUUCUUUUAAUUUUGUCCUUUUUUUGCCUUAAUUCUUUCAUUUCUACCUGUUGAACUGGUUCUUCAGUUCUGUAAAAAUUGUGUUCCAAGAGUUCAUGAUUUAUUUUAAACUUAACCCAGUGAAACUGUUUCAAGAUGGAAUUCCAUCUUUUCAGUAAGAGUUAAGCAGCAUCUUAGAGCUGGUUUAGAGUUUAUAAUUAAACUAUAGAAAAAAACUAAAGCAUGCAUAAUUAGAUGUAAAAAGUACUGAGAUCAAUGAAAUGACAUCUGAUUGAACAUGGCUAGAACUGGGUUCUGUAACAAAUGAAGGGAGCCAUUUGUUUUUAUUAGCCAAAGGUAUUACAUACAUGUGUAUGGCUUUAUCUGGACUGUACUUUGAAAUUUUCUUUCUUUUAUUCUGAAACUUCUCUGUCUCUUACCAAGCAAAGUUAAAUAACAUGACAAGUUGUUUGCAAUGUAGAAAGACAAUGGUCCCAUUCACACACUGAGUAGCAUAGGAGCCACUUUUUCAUUGUUUUUAGCUGCAGUAUAUAUGUGACUUCUAUGACCAUGUGAAAAUUCUAUGAUGAAGACAUUUCCGCAUGGCUAGAUGAAUGUGUGAAGGGGGCCAGUGUUUCAAGAUUAGUAGGGCAUUGUAUAUAUUUCAAUUUUAUAAGUCAGCUUACUAAUUUCUGCGAUAAAUCUUGAAAAUAUGGAAAACACAUAAAUAACUGUCAAUUGACCUUUGAAUGAUUGACCAAUGUUUAUUUUAUAUACUGUCUUCUCUUUACUGUAGCAUUCUGUGGGAAGACAACAAGCACAACUGAUUUUUCUUCUGCAUUUUGACAGAUGAUUAUGACACACUCUUAGAUACAGCAGACACACAUCCUACAAGCUUUUUGUUGUCAAGUUUGACUAUUUUCUGCAAAAACUUACCAAGAAAUACCAACAGCUUGUUGCCUUUCUCUGUACUAAAGAGAGCUCAGUUUUAUAGUUAUCUUCUCUGUGACGGUGCACAUGCUUGCACUCUUCCUCCUGAAGCAUUUUUAUGUACUCUGAAAUGUUUGGUAAUUUUAUGUGAACAGAUAGAUAAUUAUAAUAGUAGCCGUAAAUCUUCCAGAAUAUGUAGGUUCUUCUAAUGAUCCAACAGAAUUUGUGCUAAAACCAGUAAAACUUUUGGAGAUGUGUAAAAAUUACCUCAAGCGAGGGGUAUGACACCUGCCAGAGCUGUUAAAUUCAGAUAAAUUAAUAAAGAAAUACUGUUACUAAUCAAUUUAAAAUGACUUUAUCUAGAUCUGAGUUAGUGCUGGGUGUGUUCUGUAUGCAUGCUUCAUAUCACUGCUUUAAAGAAGAUUAUUUUAAUAAUCAGCAGUGUGUUGUAUACAAGAAGGAGUUCAACAUAUAUGAAUGGCUUUUACAGGGAUAGCUGCUGUAAUAGUUACCAUUUGGGAGGUUUAUAUUCCAUUUUUAUCAGUAAGUUGAGAGAAGUACAGAUAUAUUUAGCCAGGAACAAAAUUAUUUAAGUAAAACAUUAGUUUGUUAGAGUGGUUGAGUAUCUCUAUUCUGGUACAGCCCUAUUCUGAAUAUUAGAUUUUAUUUAAUAAAAUAAAUAGAUAUUUGUUUUAGUUUAGUUUUGCAGUUUUAAUACUGCUUUUUAAAAUAAUAAAGGAUUAUGUAGUAUUUAGCAGUUAUGUUACCCUAAAUAUUCCUACUCAGUGGCUAUAGGUAUAACAGUUUACAAGGCUAAAUUGAGGAUCUAUUUAUACACCUGAUUUACAUGGAGUGACUGAGUAGUCAGGGCAAUGUAGGAGUAAGUGAGCAUGCUCUCUUGGGACAGGUCACCAUUUCUGCUUUGCUUCUAAAUUACAAAAAACCCCAGGGCCUUUUCUGGGUUUUUUGCUAUGGCAUUUGAACCUAGCAUUUUUAAUUGUGGAAGAAGAAAUGAUCCAUAGUUUUAAACCAACAACGAACUUGAGCUCAACAGAGUUCUGGGUUUAAUUCUUGUAGUAAAUAACUCAGAAAUGGGGCUUUCCUGGUUUGUUUGUUUGUUUUGGGCAGGGGAUCUGGAAAUGAAAGAAAUGGCAAGCAGUUGCAAGGCAGUGUGCUCACUCCUGCUUGGUCUCAACUCAUGGUUGCCAUUAUGCCCAAACUGCAUCAUACAACUUGUUAUCCCUCAACAACUGAUGAUUCUUCAGUCCAGCAGAAGGCCCCAAGACUGCAACAAAGGGAGAGGCUAUUUUUGGUUAUUUUUAUUCCUGCGGCACUUAAUACCACUUCCCAAGCAUUUCUGGUAUCCUUUCUGCAGAGAUUUUGGUGUAGUGCAGAGGUCUGCAGUGGGAAGGAUUAAUUGCCAAAAAUGGGCUACCUUCCUGUUCUACUGGCAGAAGUCUCCACUGGAUCAAAAACCUUUAACAACACAGAGGCACCAUGAGAGUCAACCCAUUGUACCUAACCAUGGAAGCCUGCAGUUACAUAAUAUACUGAGGAACAACUCCCAUUAAACUUAGCCAGGUUUUCUUCUGAAUAGACAUGUAUAGGUUGCACUUGAAAUGAUCUAAGUGCAUUUAUCUUGUCAUUUACAUCAGUGGUAGAACCAGUAUUUGAUCUCGAGACUUAACAAAUAGGAACACUUCUGCCCUUAAAAUUCUACUGAAAUCAUGAGACACCGGUCAGUUCAUACCUAGCUGGGUCUGCUAUGUUUUUUUUUCUUUCAGGCCUAAAUCAGCAUCAUUUGAGCUAUACUCAAAUAAAAAGACAUUUCCAUUUAAAUAUUUCUAUUGCUGUAUUACUCUUCUUUAAGUUUAUUUUGUCAUUUUAUGGUUCAGAAAGUAAAAUUGGCCUAGGAAGUUGAACAGUGCAGUUCUCCAGACAUCUGUUACCACAAAUAAUCUUCUUAUUUUGGAUGUGUAACAAACUUCAAGGACUUAAUUAGGGCUCUGUCAAUUUGCCCUGUCUUGUGUUUCUGUCUUGCUCUGGAAGAUGAGAAUUAUAGUAUUAAAAGAUGGGCAGAUAAAAAUUAUGCAAAACAUUUAUAUUUCUUUGGCAAUGUCAGGUACUACCAGGUAAACAGAUUCUUGAGGAGGACUGAAAUGACUAGAUUGCUUAUAGCUAUUUGAUAAGUAACACUUUGUGUUACUUCAGACAAAGAUGACUCUGAGGCAAAGCACUUUGCCAAGUGCAGUUUGUGAUUUCUGCUCAGCUUUUCAACUAAUUGUUUUAGAUCUGUGUGUGUUAGAAUGUUUUAUUCUUCUUUAUUAUCUUAAGCUUACAUCAAGCUUCUUAAGGAAGAACCUGAAAUCACAAUGAAGAGCUUUUUUUUUUUUUUUAGACACUUUAGGGAAGGCUUUUUAUACUUCAAGUAUGUGGUCAGUGCACUUAGUGGUCCACUGCAGGCAUAAUGCUUAACCUGGGUGUCACUGAAAAAGAUUAAAAUACCAAAUAUAUGGUGAAAUGUUGGUUUAUUUUGCUGAGGUAAGCCUUGCCUGCAGAAGAUGUAGGGGGGGGGGUCACUGAAACCUGCUUGUCACUCCGUAUUGCCUUAAGCACAUUUACUUGGUGGAGAGGUAAUAUUUAAUAAAGGUUCAGGAAUCAGACAUAAUGCUUAAUGGCAGUUAUGUCUGCAUAGGGCAGUGAGAUCAAGCAAAUAUUUCAAAUAAGGAUUCCAGAGCACUUACUCCCUUUUGAAGUUAAGGAAGCCAUGGACCUCAUCGUGCUGAAGUAUAUAAGCUACAAAUCAGUAUGGUUCUAGGUUUCUUGCCUUACCUGUUGCUGCAGACUGACUACUUGUAGUCACCUGUUAACAUUUUUCGCAGCCCUUUCAACAGAAGAAAAGGGAAGAUUUUGGUUAGCACACUCCUGUUUCCUCUUUUUUUUCCUUUUGACUGAUUUGGUUAUUUGCCAUUUCUGGGGAUUAAACUUUAAAAAAUGUUCUUCUUUUCUGUAUCUGAUGUUCUGUGUGCUAUUAGUGAUGCAGCCAACACGAACGGUUGUCAUGUGUAACACAACUUUCGAUCACCGUGAAAACAACGUCCUGCGAAAGCGUCCAUGCUUGAUAUCGUUUGGUUCAUGAACAUUAAGUUUCCAGUACAGGUAAAAUCCCAGAUGAAGCCAAAGCCCUGUCUCUGUUGGCUCCUGCACCUACAAUGACCAGCCUGAUUCCUGGUGGAGGGUUGCUUCCUAUACCAACGCCUCCUGUGAGCUCGAUUGGUAUUUCUCUUGGUCCACUGGGGGCUAUACCAGCAGCAGCGUUGGAUCAUAAUAUUACAGCCAUUGGAGACAUACCCCAGCCACCCAUUAUGGGCAAUGUGGAUCCUUCCAAGAUAGAUGAAAUUAGGAGGACUGUGUAUGUUGGAAACUUGAAUUCCCAGACUACUACAGCUGAUCAGCUGCUUGAGUUUUUUAAACAAGUUGGGGAAGUCAAGUUUGUGCGGAUGGCAGGUGAUGAGACACAACCAACACGCUUUGCCUUUGUGGAAUUUGCUGACCAAAAUUCUGUACCUAGAGCACUUGCCUUUAAUGGUGUUGUGUUUGGAGACAGACCGCUGAAGUUACAAUCUAAGAGACAUCAAAUGGACUGGGAAAGGAAGAGAAUGGCAGAUAAUUUCAGAAUAAAUCACUCCAAUAAUGCAAUAGUGAAGCCUCCAGAAAUGACCCCACAAGCUGCUGCUAAGGAGUUGGAAGAAGUGAUGAAAAGAGUACGGGAAGCCCAGUCAUUUAUAUCUGCUGCUAUUGAGCCAGAGUCUGGAAAGAGCAGUGAAAGAAAAGCUGGUCGGUCGCGCUCGCAUUCACGUUCAGAAUCCAGGUCUAGUUCAAAAUCUCGAAGGAAAAGAUCACACUCAAAACGCAGGAGUAGGUCCCGUGAUAGAUCACGCUCUAGUCAGAAGGACAGGCUCAGAUCCCGAAGUCCACUCAAAAAGCGAUCAAAAUCUAAAGAACGACGACGAUCAAGAAGCCGUUCUCCUUCUCGGGAGAAGAGGAAGCAAAGCAAAGAGAGGACCAGAGAAAAAGAUAAGAUUAGAGAAAAAGACCGAGAAAAAGAAAAAGAGAAAGACCGGGACAAAGAUAGGGGCAGGGAUAAGGAGAGAGGCAGGGACAGAGAGAGAGACAAGGAAAGGACCAAGGAUCGAGACAAGGACAGAGUGAAAGACAAGGACAAGGAUAGAGAGAGGGACCGAGAUAAGGAGAAAGAGAAGGAGAAAGAGAAAGUCACCGAUGUAGAAAAAGAGAAGGCAGAGGAUCAGGACAAAGAAGGGGAAAAGGGCAGGGACAAGGAAGGGGGCAAGGAGAAGGAUGACAAAGAACAAGUAAAGGGAAAAGAGGAGGACAAAGAGAAAGACUCACAGAAAGAAAAAGAUGGGGAGAAAAAGAGUGAAAAAGAGAGAGAAAAGGACAAGGAGGUUGAGAAGGUAAAAGACAAGGAUAAAGACAGGGAACGAGAGAAAGAGAAGGAAAGAGAUGAGAAGAAGAAGAAGGAGAAGCGGUCCAGAACACCACCUAGAAGCUACAGUGCUUCAAGAAGAUCACGUAGUUCCAGCAGAGAUAGACGGAAGAGGAAGAGCCGAAGUCCCUCAAAGUCUCCUAGACCAUCCAAAGUCACAAAAAGGAAAUCUUCCCGGUCUCCAUCACCGAGGAGAAAUAAGAAAGACAAAAAGUCGGAGAAGGAGAGAGACUUGAGUAAUGAUAGGAGAGAGAGAGAGCACUCUACUUCCAAGAAAAAGAGCAGUAAAGACAAAGAUGUGAAAGAAAAGUCUGAGAAGACCACAGCUAUCAAGGAUAAAGAUUUGAGUAAAGAAAACCAGAAUUCUGAAAUUGAAAAAGAAGAGAAGGAAGAUACAGGUCCUGCAGAAGAAGUCAAACUGCAGCAAAAUGGGAACUGUCAACCAAAUGAAGAAAACAUCUCAGUUAAAACAGAAGACGUAUAGAGUACUGAAUGAACUUCUGGCCCAACUGUGGAAAGAAAUGCAAGGUUUUUCCUCCCAUCCCCAACAAUCCACCAAAAGAGGAUAAAAAUAAUCAUCCGGACCUGCUUUAUUGUGCUAGAAGCUGUUCUGGUUUUUCUGGUGGCUUGGCCAUCUUAAAAACAAGCACGAAAGGACUGAUCAAUAGGAUAUGCUGUGACAAAAGCCAACAGCAUAGAUCUGUUCAUCUGAAGGAACCUCUGUUUUUCUGUGAUGAUUAGAUUGGCCUGCUGCUGUUACAGAUAAGUGGAUGUAAUCUCUGCUACCCAGAUAAGCUGCUGGGCAUUGGAAGUUGUUAAAAUAUUGGUACCCCGAUGAUCUUCUGUUUUGCUUACUAAACUCCAUGUGAUAUGUUUUGAUGAUGUGCUUGAAAAUGGUGCAGAAAUAACAUGCUUCCCUUGUUGUUGUAAAUGACAGUGCUGAAAAGUUUUAACCUAACACAGUUUUACAGUUGUUGUGUUUAUGCCUACAAAGGCAAGUGAACAUUCUUUCCUUCAUUGCUUGUGACUUUCUUUUUAUAUUUUUAAGUAAUUACCUUUAUAAGUCUGAAAUCUUUCUCUUACUAGUUGUUGAUCAAUGCAUGCAAUUGUUCUGAUUCUAGAAAGAACAGUCAUGUUUAUACUGGAUUUCCAUUCUUCUGACUAUAAGCACAUCUAUGUAGUAAUUUUCAAAUAAAUGGCUUUGUUUUGAGCUAUAUUGCAGUAUGCCCAGUCACCUGCAAUUAGGACAGAUACCCAUGGCAAGAAUAAAUGUUUUGCUUUUGAAAUGGGAUGUGGGAGCACAAGCUGAUGCUUUAGUGCCUUCUUUGAAACACAGAAUAGUGAUUUCUAAAAGUUUAUGUGCUUUUAAAUCCCCUAUUCAUUUAGUUCUCAAACUUCAGAUGAUUCUGUCACACAGAUAGGAAAACAUUUGAAAGAUCUAUUGGCCUUGACAGUCUUUGGUUAUUCACUAGCAGUUCAUAUAUCCCUAUAGAUGAAAAAAGACUCAAUGGCUAAAAUUGCUGUUCAAGGAUGAUCCUAAGGUGGACUUAACCUAAUCUCCAAUUUAGUUAGACUAUGAACUACUGGGCUGUAUGCCAACUCAGUGAAUUGAACUGUGCUAAAUAAAAGUAGUUGAUCUUAACCAGGUUGUGUACUGGACUGAAUAUGCAGCAUUGAAAUCAAUCUUUAGAUAUCCUCAGUUAUUUCUAACACUGGUUGUGUAACAUGACAGGAAUAGUUUCUCCAUGGAAGACAAAGUAAUCACACAAAUUCCUAUCUACUUGUUGGGAAAUGGCCUGUAAGAGAGCGGUGAGUGAUAAAUGCAACUCCUCUCUGAACCUAUUUCAGCAUUGUAAGACUGAAGGCUAUCUGUAUUAAAAUCAAGAGCUAUUUGAAUAUGACAUAAUACAAUCAAAUUGCCUUACCUCAUGGAAAAGAGUUUGAAAAAGCCAACUAAGCAUAGUAGCUUUCAAUAUGUGUUCUCAAAAUUGCAGUUAAUAGACAUGUAAGCAUUUUAUGGUAAAUGGAAAAAUUAAAUUGCACUGUGGUGAUGAAGCCCAUUGAUUGUGACACUGCUUUAACAGCCCGUUGUCUUUUGUUAUAGUCUAAAGGUUUCCCCCUCCUUUUGGCUUCUGUGUACAUGAAAACUAUAGUGAAUGCUUUACCAUGUAAAGUAUGGAUAGUACUUUUUGUGAUGUUGAAGCCACAUGCAGUUGGCUAGCAAACAGCUUAUUCUGAUAACGUAAUGACAAAUCUCAGAUUUUUCUUGAAGGACUGUGAAAGAUUGUGUCUCGGAACAGCAGCUGUCAUAUUUAUGAUGUGUAAGUAGCAUAGAGCAAAGAUUGUAUACUUGUUAUCUUUGGUACCAUCACUAAUAAAAUUAAGUAUUUUAGAGUGAA